UUUCCCUGUCUCAAAGAUCUGAAUAGGUAUCAGAGCGCGUUGACAAUCUCUUUUUUUGAUCAUCGAUUUGUUCUCUCUUUCUUGGCUAAAAAGUUUCUAUCUACACGACUCUCCAUGGAUUCAACAAGAAAUUCAGCUUCUUCCAACUCCACGGGAUGCUUUACGGAUCAGAAAAAGCGAAAGGCACUCUAUGAGGUGUUUAAGAAACUCAGCGGUGUUGAUUGCCAAAGAAACGAGGGUAACGUUGUAGAAGGCGUAACGUGUUAUUAUGGUGAAAUGAACAAGGAACAGUUUCAUGUAGCCAUAUUCCAGACUGACAAAAAUGAGAGCUUGUUUUCAGAGAGGGUCUUCGAUUUGUUCGACACAAAUCAUGAUGGAUUACUUGGGUUUGAGGAGUUUGCCCGAGCUCUCUCUGUCUUUCAUCCAUCUGCUCCUAUAGAUGAUAAAAUUGACCUUUCGUUUCAGCUAUAUGAUCUUAAGCAGCAAGGUUUUAUCGAAAGGCAGGGGGUGAAACAACUGGUGGUGGCUACUCUUGCUGCGUCCGGCAUGAGCCAGUCAGACGAAAUCGUAGAGAGUAUAAUCGACAAGACAUUUGUGCAAGCUGACACAAAACAUGAAGGGAUGAUCGAUGAGGAAGAGUGGAUGGACCUAGUUUUUAGACAUCCUCUUCUUCUGAAGAACAUGACUCUCCAGUAUCUCAAGGAUAUCACAACUACAUUUCCGAGCUUUGUGUUACACUCGCAAGUGGAAGAUACCUGA
Arabidopsis thaliana (thale cress) is the source of this 759-nucleotide messenger RNA. It is a transcript of the gene CBL7, whose product is annotated as calcineurin B-like protein 7. Gene Ontology annotation, cellular component: cytoplasm; nucleus. The record is from RefSeq and is marked reviewed. Gene Ontology annotation, biological process: calcium-mediated signaling. NCBI's taxonomy places the organism in Eukaryota, Viridiplantae, Streptophyta, Magnoliopsida, Brassicales, Brassicaceae. The transcript is spliced from 7 exons. Gene Ontology annotation, molecular function: calcium ion binding; kinase binding. Bases 115 to 759 code for a protein of 214 amino acids.